Molecule: messenger RNA, 3033 nt
Organism: Nerophis ophidion (straightnose pipefish)
Lineage: Eukaryota; Metazoa; Chordata; Actinopteri; Syngnathiformes; Syngnathidae
Gene: srrt
Product: serrate RNA effector molecule homolog (Arabidopsis)
Exons: 16
Coding region: 776-2911 (711 amino acids)
Biological process (GO): primary miRNA processing; mRNA processing
Cellular component (GO): nuclear body
Molecular function (GO): nucleic acid binding
Source: RefSeq, a predicted model, not a curated record
AAUUAUUGCAGAUAAGAUUUAUGUAGUUUAGGUUGGGCCUGGUCCUGUAGUGCGUGAAUUGUAACGUUACAUUGUGAUGUAAUGUUAAUGAUCUUUUGUGUGCUAAUAAAUGAAGAGUUGAUGCUAACAGUGCGUAUAAAGCACCUUUCUAAUUUGUCAAGUGCUGUUGCACCCAUUAAGUAGGAACAGGCCCGCAGUUUUUCUUUUUAAUAGCAUGUUGUGUGCAUAGAAAAUCAACCCAGGUACUUCAUCCAGCUGCAGUUCUGGCCCUAAUGUUUGAAAACAGUUGCACAUUUGUCAAUUAAACCUGACAAAAUUCAUCCCUUGUUAAGUGACCAACAUGAGAUCAUGACUGAAACAAGCUUCUGCAAAUUGGAACCACUUUCAUGUAAGAGAAAGCAGCAAGUUUUCAAUUGGGUUGAUUUUUAAUAUCUGAAGUUGUGUCCUGCCUGUUAAUGCUUACUAUACUUAUUUCACAGGCAUCAUGAAAAAUUGUUCUGUUUUGACAUAACCAUUUUUCCUCCCUUCAUCCCCCACUACUAUGCUGACGGCGUGUUUUUUUCCUCAAGAAAAAGUGGAACUCUGCAACAGUCGGAUUUAGACAGCAAGGGCACGCACUGCGCACAAUGCAGUUGCACUUAGACACACAGUAACAGGGCUUUUAGAUAGAUAGGACACGUAAUCUUCCUCCCGUGCUUGGAGUUUUCUUGUUUUCGCCUUUUUCCUUCACCAUUUUAUUUUUACAUUUGGAUCAAAUCGAAUCCCUAAACUCAAAAUGUGUAUACAGAAACACCAUUCGGGUGAAGUGGAGCCCAUUCUUACAGAGGAGACCUCUCUGUAUUUAUUUGUUAUUAAAGUGGAGAACACAAGGUUCAGGUCUAAGUACCACCCAGAUGAGGCCAGUCGGCUCAAGUUGGAGGGACUGACGGCUCUGAACAACCGUUUGAAUGUCUUCAUGUUUCUGAUGGAAAAUGGCUGGUUUGACAACGUUUCCUUGGACAUCGAACAGACGCCAGCCAUCAUCAAGGUCCUUGAUGCAGCUGUUAUAAAGAUGGAAGGAGGAACGGAUCAUGAUCUUCGCAUCUUAGAAUUGCCAAUUGAGGAGCAGGAGGAAAGGGAAAAGGUAGCAUCUGGUGGAGCAGAAACUCAAAAUACAGACAGCAUCAAGAACAUGGAUGGGGACUGCAAACCUUCAGUAGUCAAAGACAAGGAUGAAAAGGCGGAAAAUGAUUCUGCUGUCGAUGAAAGGACUGCUGCAGGAGGCGAGGAUGUCAAAGACGAGGCAAAGAUAGUGGCCGAAGAAGUAAUACCUGAACCCAAAAAGCCAAGGAGGAAGAGGAAGCGCAGCGCAGACAGUGACGAUGAAGCCAGCGCCUCUGAGAGCGAUUCUGACUCUGAAUCCGACUCCAAUUCAGUUUGUUCUGAAAAAUCGGUUAAGAAAGAAGAGGUAGAAGACAACGAGGAGGAGGAGGAGGAGGAGAAAGGUGGAGAUGAUAAACCAAAAAUUAAUGCUGAAGAGGAGGAGAAAGUGGAGAAAAAGGUUAAAGAUGACUCUCCUAGACCACGGCCUCUCCACAAGACAUGCUCUCUCUUCAUGAGGAGCAUUGCCCCCAGCAUUUCCAAGGCUGAGAUUAUAGCCUUGUGUCGCAGGUACCCUGGCUUCCUGCGCGUCUGCCUGGCUGAUCCUCACCCAGAUCGCAGGUUUUACAGGCGCUGCUGGGUGACGUUUGACCGCAGUGUCAACAUCAAAGAAGUCUGCUGGAAUCUUCAGAACAUUCGUCUCCGGGACUGUGAGCUGGCACCAGGCGUCAACAGGGAUCUGGCGCGAAGGGUGCGUAACGUGAACGGCAUCACUCAGCACAAGCAGAUACUUCGGAAUGACAUCAAGUUGGCUGCCAAGCUCAUACGCUCCCUGGACGAGAAAGGAGAGCUGUGGUGCAGCCUGGCCCAGGAUGAGAGCCAAAGCACAGAGAAGACACAGAAUCCUAUCUUGAAGAAUAUAACUGAUUACCUGAUAGAGGAGGUGAGCGCUGAGGAGGAGGAGCUCCUAGGCUCCACUGGAGGGAUGGAUCAAGAAGAAAACACCAAAGAGGGACACUCAGCAGAGAUGACUGUGGAGAAAGAUGAGAAGCUUGCCAAGGUACUUGACCGCCUGGCCUUGUAUUUACGCAUUGUGCAUUCCAUUGAUUACUACAAUGCUUGUGAAUACCCGAGUGAAGAUGAGAUGCCGAACCGCUGUGGCAUGAUCCACGUCCGUGGACCUGUCCCGCCGAACCGUAUCUCAAACGGAGAAGUUCAACAAUGGCAGAAAGUAAUGGAGGAGAAGCUGAGUUCUUUGUAUAGUUCAAAAGAAACCUUGUCUGAGGAAGAGGCUGAGAAGAUGGGCCGCAAGGACCCCGCUGAGGAGGUUGAAAAGUUUGUUUCUGCCAACACGCAGGAGCUCGCAAAAGACAAGUGGCUCUGUCCUCUCAGUGGCAAGAAGUUUAAGGGUCCCGAGUUUGUACGAAAACACAUCCUGAAUAAACACGGGGACAAAAUUGAAGAGGUGAAGAAGGAGGUGGUGUUCUUCAACAAUUUCCUGAUGGAUGCCAAGAGGCCAUCUCUGCCGGAGAUUAAACUUCCUCCUCUUCCAACUCCCGGUCAAGGUUUGCUUUCGCCUGCCAUGCCAUUCCCACCUCAAGGUCCUCAGGGCCUAAUGGCCUUUGCACAGCCCCGCCCCCCGCUGAUGGGCUAUGGUGGACCCCUUUACCCACCUAACCAUUUUGGAGGCGGGCGAGGCAACUACGACAACUUUCGUGGACAAGGCGGUUACCUUGGAAAGCCACGCAACAUCAGAAUGUCACGUGGGGAUCCGCGAAACAUAAUUGAAUACCGGGAUUUGGAUGCACCGGACGAUAUGGACUUCUUUUAGAAGAUUCACUCGGCCCUGUUAGUUAUUUCUUACCCAAAUCUAAUUUUUUUCUUAGCUUUUCAUCUUGUCAUUACAUUGCAUUUUGUGUACACCCAUUACUCAAUAAAGCUGUCAAACCAUAA